Molecule: messenger RNA, 4804 nt
Organism: Phaedon cochleariae (mustard beetle)
Lineage: Eukaryota; Metazoa; Arthropoda; Insecta; Coleoptera; Chrysomelidae
Source: the annotation of a GenBank genome assembly
AAGAUCUACCAUAAUUUCUAUUAACAGAUUGCAAUCAAUGUUUUUUUGUAAUACUAAUCGCAGGAUGCUAAACACCUGUACAUGGUCAUGGACUAUAUGCCGGGUGGAGAUAUAGUCAACCUUAUGUCGAACUAUGAUAUACCAGAGACCUGGGCGAAAUUCUAUACGAUGGAAGUCGUUCUCGCUCUAGACGUUAUCCAUUCAAUGGGAUUCGUGCACAGGGACGUCAAACCGGAUAAUAUGUUACUGGAUAAAUAUGGACAUUUGAAGCUGGCCGAUUUCGGUACCUGUAUGAGGAUGGACGAGGACGGUUUGGUUAGGUCGAAUAAUGUUGUUGGAACUCCCGAUUAUAUAUCGCCCGAGGUGCUACAGAGUCAUGGAAAAGGUAUCUAUGGAAGGGAGUGUGAUUGGUGGUCAGUUGGUAUUUUUGUCUAUGAAAUGUUAGUCGGCGAAACGCCCUUCUACGCUGACAGCUUAUUAGGAACAUACAACAAAAUUAUGUACCACGAAAAUAACCUGUCAUUCCCAGAGGAAGUCGAGAUCUCGAAUGAAGCAAAGUCACUCAUACAAGGUUUACUAUGUGAUAGAAAUAAACGUCUAGGUAGAAAUAGCGUAGGAGAAAUUAAAUCGCAUCCGUUUUUCAUCAACAAUGAAAACUGGACAUUCGAAAAUUUACGGGAAAUGGCUCCGCCCGUUGUGCCCGAACUGACAGGUGAUGACGACACUAGCAACUUUGACGAUUACGAGAAAGACGAGACUCCAGAAGAAGUGUUCCCAGUGCCAAACUCAUUCGUUGGAAACCAUUUACCAUUCAUAGGAUUCACUUAUAAUUCAGAUUACAAACUGUUGUCCACUGACUCGGUCGAUAGCAGGUUAAAUAGUGUCACGAACGAUAGCAAAAACUCGAAUGCUCAAGUCACUAGGCUAGAAUCACUCUUGGAACAAGAGAAGCUUAAUGUAGAUACGUUAGAAAAUAAACAACGAUCAUUAUUAGCUCAACUAGAAACGAUAGCUCAAAGAGAAACUGACGUUAGAGAAGAGAUGACAAAGUAUGAGAAGGAAUUGAUGAUACUUAGGCAUAAUUAUAAGGAAGUGCAACGAAAGGCCGAAUACGAAAUUGAUCUUAGGAAAAAUACUGAGAAAUAUCUUUCAGAAUUGAAAAAAAGGUUCGAUGAAGAGCAAAGUAAAAGGAUGAGAGAGUUGAACAAUAGUCAGCAACACAACGAUAAGAUUCAGGUGCUCGAGAAACAGGUAAAUGACAUGCAGGAGAAGUUGAAGACUGAAACGGAGAACUGCCAGAAAUUGAGAAAACAGGCCAACGAGCUGAGGAUAGAAAAAUCAAAUUCGGAGGAUAAGCUCACAGAAUAUCAGUCUAUGCUUCAGUCAUUGCAGAAUCAAAGAGAUGGAUUGCAAAUUGAGGUGGCCUCACUACAAGAUCAGCUGUCACAAGAGAAGAAAUCAAGAGCACAAGCUUUUGAUCAGCAACUAGUGCUAGAAAACAAGUACCAGUGUCUGACUGCUGAAAUGGACAGAGUGCGGCAGAAGGAAAUGAAGACGUCUGCCGACAACACACAGUUGACCGAGAAGAUAUCUUCCUUAGAAAAAGAAUGUGCUAGUCUCGACUUGGAAUUGAAGGCUGUGAAAAAUAGGUACCAUCAAGAAGUGAAAGCUCACGAGGAGACGGAAAAAAGCAGGGUGUUGAACAAAGAGGAAGCCAAUUUAGAAGUGGUUAAAGCGUUACAGAGUAAACUCAAUGAUGAAAAAAACGCUCGACAAAAAGCCGACCUCAGCUACCAGGAAAAAGAGCGGCAAAUUUCGAUGCUGAACGUCGAUUAUCGGCAGAUCCAACAGAGGCUGCAAAAAUUGGAGGGGGAGUAUCGACAGGAAGUGGAGAAAGUCAAAGCGUUGCACAGUCAACUGGAGCAGGAGCAACAGAAGAAGACGAUACUGCAAUCGGAAAUGACCCACGAAGCGGCCGAAUUGGCGAAAUCUAGGGCGAAGGAAUCUCAACUUGCGCUGGAGUUAUCUCAUUUGCAGGACAUCAAGAAAACUAUAGAAGAAGAACUCUUGAGGGUGAGAAGCAAUUGGCAGAGAGAUCAACUUCAAAUGAAAGAGCUCCAGGAAAACUUAGAAACCGAACAGUAUUUCACAACAUUAUAUAAAACUCAGACGACCGAAAUGAAAGAGGAAAUAGACGAGAAGAACAGGAUCAAUAAGGAAUUCGAGGAGGAAAGGGCUUCUCUCAAACACCAGUGCCAGUUGGCUCUAGCCAGAGCCGAUUCGGAAGCCUUGGCUAGGUCUAUUGCCGAAGAAACGGUGGCCGAUUUGGAGAAGGAAAAAACGAUGAAGGAAUUGGAACUUAAGGAUUUGUUGGCUAAACAUAGGAGCGAAGUGAAUAGUAAAGAACUGGUGAUAAAUAAUUUGAAAGACAGAGAAUCAGAGUUGAAGAAAUCGAAUGAACAGAUGCAGAAGGAUAAAGAUGAUCUGAUUAGGCAACUGAAUACAAUUCAGGAUGAGUUCAGUAGAAAAAUCAGUAAUAAUGAAGAUUAUGAAAAAAUGGUGAUAAAAUUGAAUACAGAAAGUCUCCUCAAACAGCAAGCCGUCAACAAAUUGCAUGAAAUCAUGAACAGAAAGGACUUAAGAGAGACUGGGAAAGGCAGAUCGAAAGUGUCCAGUAAUGAUCUGAGGAGGAAGGAAAAGGAUUUGAAGAAGUUGCAACAAGAGUUGAGCCUCGAGAAAGAGAAAUACAACCAGAUGAUCGCUACUUAUCAGAAGAAUAUUCAGGAAGUGAAUGCGCAACUGAACGAGGAGGUGGCCGCUAGGCAUCGCCUCCAGAUGGAGGUCGACAGCAAGGACGCCGACCUCGAGCAGCUCCAUCUCAAGCUGGCGGCCGUCAACAGCGAGACGGCGUCGCUGAGUUCGGCCGACGACGGCGGCGGCGACGAGAUCGACGCCGUGUUCGAGGGAUGGCUGUCGAUACCGUUCAAGCAGAACAUCCGGAGGCACGGCUGGAAGAGGCGGUACGUCGUCGUGUCCAGCAGGAAGAUUAUUUUUUAUAAUUCCGAUAGCGACAAGCUGAAUUCGGAUCCGGUGAUCGUUUUGGAUCUCAGCAAGGUGUUCCACGUGCGCUCGGUGACCCAAGGUGACGUCAUCCGCGCCGACUCGAAGGACAUCCCGCGCAUCUUCCAGCUGCUGUACGCCGGCGAGGGGGAGGCGCGCAAAACGGACGAACCGGCCAACCCCACCGACCUCAGCCAAUCGAUGCGCAGCCUCGAGGACAAGCAGGCGGGCGGGGCGGUAUCGCACAAGGGGCACGAGUUCCUGCACAUCUCCUAUCACAUGCCGACCACGUGCGAGGUGUGCCCGAAGCCGAUGUGGCAUAUGUUCAGGCCGCCGCCGGCGCUCGAGUGCAGGAGAUGUAGGAUAAAAGUACACAAAGAUCACUUAGAGAGAAAAGAGGACACCGUCCCACCAUGUAAAUUGCACUAUGAUCCUUCUUACGCCAAAGAAUUGCUGUUACUGGCUUCCUCACAUGAUGAGCAAAAGCAAUGGGUAUCAAGGUUGAGCCGAAAGAUACAGAAAUGCGGCUUCAAAGCCAACAACUCCAAUGCCAUAGAGUCUUCUUCAUCCAAAAUAUCGCCCAGGGAAUCGACUCGCUCUAACCUGAAGCCAUACUUGAAUGCCCAUCAACGAUCUGCUACCCUUCCCGCUAACUCUUCCAUGAGCGGAAAAUGACACAAUAUUGUGACGUAAUUCGAGCAACAUUUCUUCUCGCAGAAUGCGCUUUCUCUCAUCACUAAUUUAUUUGAUACAAUCUGUGAUAUUUGUUUCUCGUCGCAAGCUUGUAUCAAAAUGACGUUGAAUUAUUGUUGGAUAUUUUGAAAGUCUAUUUCAAUAAGGCACCAUACAGUCAAACGAUAUUCAAGUCUCAUAAAAACUAUAGGUUUUUAGGCAGUAAGUCAGUAACUAGAAUUAACUACAAGAAAAAAGUGAGAAAGGAAGAUAUCCUGAUAAAUACUUAUUAUAUGAAAGAAGUGCACAAAAUUCGAAAAUUGGUGGGUAGCCAAUAUGUCGAAUUGCUCAUUUAUUGACAAAACAAUUUUUGUAGUGUCCCUUCAGGUUUUACCGGAAAUGACUCCAAAAUUAAAUGGGAUAGAGAAUUUCAUAAUCGGUUAGGGAUUAUCAUGACGAAUUCAACGUUACCGGGUAUGAUAGGGUAAUUUCAAACAAUCACGAUGAUAUUUGCGUUCGAAAUUCCAUAUGCUCAAUGGGUGUGACUUCACAAUCUCGAAACUUCUUUCUCUGUCACACUCAUUGAGCAUAUCGGAACUUAGAAUGCGAAUAUCUUCGCAAUCCUUUGAAAUAACGAUAUGGAAUGAAAGUUGGGGUCGUGUCCGGUGAAACCGGAAGUGUUAGAACAAAAAUGGUUCUGUCAAUUAAUGAGCAAUUUGAUAUACUUGCUACCCACCAAUUUUCGAAAUCCGAUCGCGAAUGGUUCAGAAGCUACAGCACUGACCGUUUUUUGUGCACUUCUCUGUAGAGGAUGUCCAUAAACUUUACUGUUAUAGCAAAAAUCGAAUUCUAGUUGUUAAUUUAUGUUGAUUUAGCAUAAAUCACCUCAUUCAAAUUGCUUCCUAAAGAAGAUUAGCCUUUUGAAGAUUGACACCUUGUCAUUUCAUCAUGCACUAAGAAAUGCUCUAUUCAUUAAUCUGUGUCCGUUGUAAUUAUCGUCAACGGAUAUAAAACAAUUUUAGAAAUUCAUAGUUCCCAUUUAUCAGGAGACUUUUGAGACAUUCUUGAUAUG